UCUAGUUUUGAUGCUAGAUAACAUUCACCGCUCUCUCUAAUUAGAGUGAGAGGCCUUUUCCGGCAGGAGCCAAAAAGGUAAAUAAGAAACUGAAGAAGAAAGUGUCCUUCGUUAGCAGAGGCGUGAUAAUAUAUUCAUAAAAAAUUAACGGUUUGUGAAUAGAAGAGUUGCAAAAAUUUCCAUAAGUGAUAUCUGCAUUAUCGUGGAGUAUUGUGCUAUUUCUGCCGUCACUUUUUGAAGAAGGACUAGAAGUAGAAAACCAUUCUUAGAAAAGGAUUUAAUAGAGAGGCAGAUAUGGAAGCUUGGGAAGCUUUCGAGAAAUGGGAAAAUGAAGUUUGGUUCUCACUGUACAAAUACUGUAACGGCAAUGAAGUUUUCCUAAAUGUCAUUAUUCCUCUAAUAAUAUUGUUAUCAGUUUAUUGGAGUGUGGGCGCAUUGUUUACCCUAGUGGACUUUACUGGAAAACCCCAUUUCAUUAUUAAAUACAAGAUACCUGAUCCAACUAUUACAAAAUAUCCGCGAAUCACGGAACCAAGAUUCCGAGCUGUUGCCACUCAAGUCUUGUUCAAUCAGACAGUUGUUACAAUUCCUGUUAUUUAUUUCUGCUACAUGCUAAGAAAUUACUUGGGAUACGACAGAGCGAUAAAAUUACCGAAGCCAAACAUUUUUGUUUUUAAUAUUAUAGCGCAAGUAUUAGUAGAAGAGGUCUUCUUUUAUUACUCUCAUAGAAUAUUACAUCAUCCUCGACUGUACAAGCAUUAUCACAAGAGGCAUCACGAAUGGAUAUCGCCUGUUGGAGUGAGCGCCAUCUAUUGCCAUCCUGUGGAACAUGUGCUAUCAAAUGUUCUGCCAACGUUCAUGGGAUCCGUAAUUGCUGGAACCCAUGUAACCUCGCUGUGGGCCUGGCUUAUAUUUGCGACAGGUUACGGCGUGAUAGUUCAUUCUGGGUACCAUUUACCUCUCACACCGACACCAGAAUUCCAUCACUAUCAUCACCUCAAAUUCAAGGAAAAUUUCGGUAUUAUUGGCAUAUUAGACUGGCUUCAUGGCACUGACAAAGAGUUUAGAAAAUCUGAAUUCCAUAAGAGAAACGUGGUGCUUUUUUCUUUGACAUCUCUCAAUGAACAACACAGUGAGAUAUCUAAACAAGUGAAUGGCAGCUUAAUAAACGACAAACAGCAACUAUUUGAACAAGCAAACGGCAGCUCAAUAAAUGGCAAAAGGCAAUGACAUCAGCUGAGUGAAUAUUCAGUCUGUGAUCCAGUAUUUAAAACUGGGAG
Argiope bruennichi is the source of this 1280-nucleotide messenger RNA. Its product is annotated as fatty acid hydroxylase domain-containing protein 2-like. The coding region runs from base 295 to 1230 and encodes 311 amino acids. The record is from RefSeq and is a predicted model, not a curated record. Lineage: Eukaryota; Metazoa; Arthropoda; Arachnida; Araneae; Araneidae. The transcript has 6 exons. Gene Ontology annotation, biological process: sterol biosynthetic process. Gene Ontology annotation, molecular function: C-4 methylsterol oxidase activity; iron ion binding.